AUGAGUCAGAAUCAACAAGCAAGUGGAAGCUCCCUUCCAACACAGACAGUUCCAAAUCCAAAGGGAACCGGCAAUGUUAGUGCUAUCUCUCUGCGGUCUGGCAAAGCCACUCAGUCUAAAAAGCAAGCAGCAAAAGCUCAAGAUAACGAGAUUCUUGACACCUUCAGAAAAGUAGAGGUCAAUAUCCCACUCUUGGAUGCGAUUCAGCAAAUUUCAAGAUAUGCCAAGUUUCUGAAGGAGUUUUGCACCAACAAGAGGAGGCUGAAAGGAGAUGAGCGAGUCAGCUCUCUUGGUCUUGGUCCCUUACGUGCUACUGGUAUUGUUGUUCAGUUAGCCAACAGGAGUAGUGUUCAUCGUUCUGGAGUAGUUGAAGAUAUAUUAGUUAGGGUGAACCAUAUGAUUUUUUCUGCUGAUUUCUAUGUCUUAGGGAUGGAGGGUGAGACUCCUAGUAGUACAAUUAUACUUGAUAGACCUUUCAUGAAAACUGCUAGGACUAAGAUAGAUGUGCAUGUUGGGGCUGUGUUCUUUGCUCUUGUGGGGUGUGGCCUUGUAUAUGGUGUUUUUAAUCUACAAGGAGCUUUCUUGUUGAGUUUAAGAGCCACCUUCAUGCUCAUUUUCGUGGUCUUGGGUUGCUGCACUGUAAAAGAACUUAGACACCAUCAAGACACCUUCCUUGUUGCUGUCUUGAGCUUGUGUAGUAACUGUACUGCUUGUGCUGAGAUAGCGCUGUGCUGUUCUGAUUUUAAUCAUGCAUUGAAUGAUGAUUUGCAUAGUGGUUCUGCAUUGAAGUUGAAUUCUGAAUUGCCUGUUGAAAUUAUUGAUGAUUCUGUUUCUGAGAAUUUGAUUGCAGGCAUAUAUGUUAAUGUGUUUUCUGCAGAACUUGCACCCACUAGACUUCUCCCAUCCACUGAGCAGCUACCUAAGUUGGAAAUGAAGGUUCUGCAUGACCAUCUGAAGUAUGCAUAUCUGGAGGAAAAUGAGCAGUUACCUGUGAUAGUGGCGAAGAACCUUCUACCUGAGCAAGAGGUAGAUUAUCCUCUUCUUUUUGGUAAUUAUUGA
This is a messenger RNA of Gastrolobium bilobum, 1059 nucleotides long. RefSeq lists its product as uncharacterized. NCBI's taxonomy places the organism in Eukaryota, Viridiplantae, Streptophyta, Magnoliopsida, Fabales, Fabaceae. The transcript has 6 exons. The coding region runs from base 1 to 1059 and encodes 352 amino acids. The record is from RefSeq and is a predicted model, not a curated record.